AUGCUGCAUGCCACCGACGGCCCUGCGGCUGCUGGAACGCGCCCCAUCGAUGCCCUUUCGCUCGUCACAACCGCGGCUGCCUUCACGCUUGCUCUGCUCAUCAUACUGUACACAUCCGCAGCGUCUUCAGACCCCCUGGCAGCCCAGCUUCUCCAGCAUCCUCUCGCCUUUCGACCUCCGACAUUUGUUUGUUACGCGGCGCACUAUUCCCGCACCGCAUCCCAGCAAGCCUCGACGAGCUCUAAUUCAGCCGUGUGUCCUCGCCCAGCACGCAUUCCGCACGCCGACGACAAUCGCAAGUGCCUGCCUUCUGUCCGAGCCUGCGAUCGAUAUUCCUUGGUCAUUCCUGCCAUCGCGCUCGUUACAUUCCCUGCCAGACUCGCCCGCAGCAUACCGCUUCCACCUAGACGCCGCUCCGGCGUGUGGGCGGAGUCGGAGCUCACUGACGGCUGUCUCACCAAUUCAGCCGACGGUCGAGCCUAG
Moesziomyces aphidis is the source of this 483-nucleotide messenger RNA. The record is from the annotation of a GenBank genome assembly. Lineage: Eukaryota; Fungi; Basidiomycota; Ustilaginomycetes; Ustilaginales; Ustilaginaceae.